Molecule: messenger RNA, 1353 nt
Organism: Haplochromis burtoni (Burton's mouthbrooder)
Lineage: Eukaryota; Metazoa; Chordata; Actinopteri; Cichliformes; Cichlidae
Product: extracellular calcium-sensing receptor-like
Exons: 5
Biological process (GO): G protein-coupled receptor signaling pathway
Cellular component (GO): membrane
Molecular function (GO): G protein-coupled receptor activity
Source: RefSeq, a predicted model, not a curated record
CGAAGUAAUUUGCUCUUGUUCAUUUUGCUGUAUUCCUACUUUUCUUAUGCUAUGUCCUCUUCUGUGUUUCCCUCCUCAUGUCAGCUACAGGGGCAAUUUCAUCUAAACAUAAUGCACAAGAGUGGAGAUGUCAUCCUGGGUGGAUUGUUUCCAGUCCACUUUUUCUCAAGUGUUCCUGACCUGUCUUUUGCCUCAGAGCCACAACAGCCUUCUUGCCAUGGUUUCUAUGUUCAGGGGUUUAGGCAAGCACAAACCAUGGCUUUUGCUGUUGAUGAGAUCAACAACAACUCCAACUUGCUGCCUAAUGUGACUGUGGGAUACACUCUUUAUGACAACUGUGCUGAACUUAGAAUUGGAUUCCGUGGAGCGUUGUCAUUAGCCAGUGGUCAAGAGGAACAAAUUAUAUUACAUAAUACAUGUGUUGGAAAACCUCCAGUCCUAGCGAUCGUGGGUGAAACUUCCUCUACACGUUCUAUUGCUAUCUCCAGCGUCUUAGGUUUGUACAGAGUACCCAUGCUUCUUUAUUACUUGGAAAGGGUAAAUUUCUCCACUCCAUUUGGUGAUCAAGUGUCAUUUGAUGAAAAUGGUGAUGUGGUGCCAAUUUAUGAUGUUAUGAACUGGUUGUGGCUCCCUGAUGGAAGCACUAAAGUUCAGAAUGUGGGUGAGGUUAAAAGGUCAACUUUCAAAGAUGAAGAAAUCAUACUUGAUGAAGACAAAAUCUUCUGGAACUUUCAAUCAAAAAAGCCAGUUCGAUCAGUAUGUAGUGAGAGCUGUCCUCCUGGUACCCACAUGGUGAGAAAGAAGGGGGAACCUAAAUGUUGUUUUGACUGCAUCCCUUGUUCUGAGGGAAAAGUCACUAAUAAGAGCAACUCCUUGGAGUGCACCAGUUGUCCAGAGGAUUUUUGGUCAAACCCCCAGAGUGACCAAUGUGUGCCAAAGAAGACCGAGUUCCUCUCUUACCUUGAGCCUCUGGGUAUUUGUUUGACAGCAGCCUCAUUACUGGGCACAUUUAUAUGUACUGUUGUUCUAGGGAUCUUUAUCUACCAUCGCAGAACACCCAUAGUACGUGCCAGCAAUUCAGAACUUAGUUUCCAGCUUUUGCUGUCACUCAAGUUAUGUUUCCUUUGUUCACUGCUGUUUAUUGGACGACCCAGGAUGUGGACAUGCCAACUCAGACAUGCAGCAUUUGGCAUCAGCUUUGUGCUGUGUGUCUCAUGCAUCCUGGUAAAAACCAUGGUUGUUCUGGCUGUGUUCAAAGCCUCCAAGCCAGGAGGGGGAACCAGUCUGAAGUGGUUUGGUGUUACGCAGCAGAGAGGAACAGUUCUGUGCCUCACAUCUAUUCAAGCAGUCAUC